UCUUAAUCAGACUGUUUUUUGGUCCGAGGGAAAGGAGGAAGAAGGAGAUUGUGAUGGAGAAAGAGGGUCUGUAAAACGUCAGGCACCGCACAAAGGCUUUGCCACGUAAUUACAGGCUCCUAUUAAGUCGAGAUCUGCCCUCCCAGGGGUCUCCAAUUUUCUUGUAUUCCCUACAAAGCCUCCUCUGCAUGCCAGUUUGUGCCUUUUGAAGUGCCAGAGAGCUUCUUGAUCCAACUGAGAAGGAAAAAGGAGCUCAGCAAGAAGAGGGGGAGAGAGAGAAGGGAAAGGGGGCAAACCCACCACCACCCUCCGUCGGACUCUUGAAGACCUUUUUUUUUUUUCUUUUUUCCCCUCCUUACGAAAAGUAAAGUGAGAAUCCUGCUCUCCAGUACAUCUGCAAGACAUCACCCUCUCCUCCUGAAACUUUAGUCACUCCUGAGAAUCCACAGGAGUGCAGAGAGGGGGAAUACGUUUUCUUGAAGAUGUUUUAAAGCUGGAACAAGCCUCUUCUGUUGGUGCUUGAACUCUUGCCUGGGAAUAACUUUUUUAACCUUAAAAAAAAAACCCCACUUUGAUUCUUCUCUCCCACCCCUUCUUCUCUCUUCUUCUGUUUGCCUAACUCCCCCGCCCUGCUGGCCUCCCCUUUCCUCUCUCCCCCUUAUUAUUUUUAGUGUGUGCGUGUGGACGCUUUUGGAGAGCUCCAAGGAAUUUUUUUCUCCUGACUUGAACAUAGGGUGACUUUUUAAUUUUACUUUUUGGUGUGGAUUAUCUCUUUGGACCGCGCCGGACUUGGCCUCAGGAAAGCAACCGAGGCUAUCGAAGGCUGCUGGUGCAGAACGCCCUGCUCUGCAGAAGGGGGUCCCCCGCCCUCUUUUCACUUUUUUUUGUCCUUCCCCUCCUUCUCUCUCUCCCUCUCUCUCUCUCUCUCUCUCUCCACUCCCCCCUCUCUCUUCCCCACUCGGCUCCUCUCCCCCCUCGCGCCCACAGCGUUUGGUGUUGAUUCGAGCGGGAAGAGGGGGGUGGGUGGGAUCGGAGGGGGAGACCAUGACCUCCAGCUACGGGCACGUUCUGGAGCGGCAACCGGCGCUGGGCGGCCGCUUGGACAGCCCGGGCAACCUCGACACCCUGCAGGCGAAAAAGAACUUCUCCGUCAGUCACCUGCUAGACCUGGAGGAAGCCGGGGACAUGGUGGCGGCGCAGGCGGACGAGAGCGUGGGUGAGGCGGGCCGGAGCCUACUGGAGUCGCCGGGACUCACCAGCGGCAGCGACACCCCGCAGCAGGACAAUGAUCAGAUGAACUCAGAGGAAAAGAAGAAGAGAAAGCAGCGGAGGAACAGGACGACCUUCAACAGCAGCCAGCUGCAGGCUUUGGAGCGUGUCUUUGAGCGGACACACUACCCAGAUGCUUUUGUGCGAGAAGACCUGGCACGCCGGGUGAACCUCACCGAGGCCAGAGUGCAGGUGUGGUUUCAGAACCGAAGAGCCAAAUUCCGCAGGAAUGAGAGAGCCAUGCUGGCCAAUAAAAACGCUUCCCUCCUCAAAUCCUACUCAGGAGAUGUGACUGCUGUGGAGCAGCCCAUUGUACCUCGUCCUGCUCCAAGACCCACCGAUUAUCUCUCCUGGGGGACGGCCUCUCCGUACAGCGCCAUGGCUACUUACUCUGCCACAUGUGCCAACAAUAGCCCUGCACAGGGCAUCAACAUGGCCAACAGCAUUGCCAACCUGAGACUGAAGGCCAAGGAAUAUAGUUUACAGAGGAACCAGGUGCCAACAGUCAACUGAGGAAAAAAAUAAAUAAACAGGCCCGAGAAGAAAUCAAAAACCAUAAGACACCUAUCCUGCUCUGUCAUUUCUUCAUCUGCUGGAAAAAAAAAAUAAAAACAAACAAACAAAAAACAGAACUAAAAUAUUGGGACCAUGGCAGAGAAAAGCAGGAGAGGAGCAAAAUGAAAAUUAGUUACCAAAUGUUCCUCCUCCCUCUGGGAUACCACCACCACUUGUUUCUGUGUGUGUUAAUUUUGUUUUUCCUUCUAUUCAUGCGCUUUGCUUAAUAUACUCCGAGCUUCUUCUGUUAGGUUCAGACCACCCACCCCAAUGAUGUAUGGGUUUUAAAAAAAUCUACAGCAGCCAAAGAAACCAUAUAAAUAUUCAGAACAAUUGUCUCUAGUCUCCUCAAUGACCUAUUGGAACCUCAGUGCCUUACCCUAUCCAUCUUCCCAAUUCUCUGUAUAGAAGCUCUAAGAACUUCUGAAAAGCCAAAGUCUUUCUGAAGAAUCUGUGCCAGACAUGAUUCCCUUUCUCAUUGUCUCCAUCUCUGUCGGUCAUGGUAAGAUUUUUCCAUCAGCUACUGGAAAAAAAGCAAUUGUGCACAACAUCUGGUCACUGGCCUCUCUGAUUCAAUGUGAUUGGCUGUGUCUGGCUAAUUCUAAGCUCUGAGCUCUAGAUUUAAGCUCUAGAUAUAAGCUCUAGAUUUAAGCUCUAAGAUAUAGAUGAUAAUAUUGCCAUCACUACCACCCCUCACCCCCAUCCAAACAAUCAGCCGUCUCAAGUUAACAAUAUUUGUUGUUUUUGAAUGAUUUGCUAUCGUGGGCUAUUUGAUAGAAGAAAUAUUUUUCACUUGAGAGAGGGAGGGAAAUUUCUCUAGGAAAACAAAGACUGAGUUGUGAAAGGCAUGGCCUACAUCUCUUUGGUGCCUUAAGGGUAGUCAGAUGCACACUUAUAUAUAUACUGUAUAUAUUUAUAUAUUAUAUAUAUAUAUAAAAUAUUCUUGCAAGCUUCAGUUUGCAGUUUCUCAAACACUACGAAACGCAAAUUUCGCACCACCACCACUGUCCUUACCUCUAUAGCGAUGAGAUGUUUCAUUAGGGAUCCUGUUUCCUUGCUUUCUCAUUAAGGCCACAGAGCAAUCGAUAGGGCAGCUGUUUGAGAACAGGUUUUAUUUUUACCUUGGGACUUUAAAUAAAUUAGAAACUAUUGAGGCUAUAAAAAUGUCCAUGAGUUUGGAGCCUGAGCUCUGGUGGAAUGCUGGCACAUCCUGAUCUGUCAUGAGAAUUCCUCUUAGAGAGAGGAGGAAAAGCCAUUUAGUCAUCUGCCCUGUCUCUAUGCAACAGGAACCUGAAAGACCCAGGUUUAUGUGGAAUGCUUAAAGAUUUGCCUAAAUUGUAAAAAUUUAAAUGGUAAUUGUGGGUUAUUUUAGUUUUCUAAUAUCGUGAAAUAAAGUUUAGUAUCUAGGGCUGGGAGCCAGGACUGACCUUUCUUUGUUUCUUUCCCCUUGUUUCCAGCUGUGCUUUUUUAACUUGUCAGGUGGACUUGACCAAACCACAUUACCAUGCUGUGCCUCAGUUUACUUUUUUGCAAAAUGGGUUUAACAAUACUUACCUACCUCACAGGGGUGUUGUGAGGCUCUGUUCAUUCGCUCCUUCGCUCUUUCCUGUGUUCUCUGUAUGUCCAGCACUUUGUAGCCAUGGGAGGAAAGGGACUCUGAAAGUUAAUAGAAGGAUACAGUACCUGGAAGCCUGGUUUUCUAGCAAGGGAAUGCGACCUUGCUGUAUAUACUUAUAACCUUGCAUUUGGAAAGGGGAAAUAGGUUUAUAAUUUACAGACCUCUCAAAAAUCACAUCGUUUGACCAAAGAAUAAUUUAAGACACACAGAAUAGACAUAUUUUUGACAUAUUUCCAUCCUGACCAGCUUGGCUCUUAUAAUUUUAGUUAUCAGUGAUUAAAAAGCUUUAGAUUGAUUUUGGCCAACUAUGCCAACUUUGAGUACAGAAAAGGAAUUUGAAGUUUAAGAUGCACUUUUAGCACACAUUUGUUAUUCCUUGGGCAUAUCAGAUUGAGAAAACGGUGGUAUUUUUUCAGUCAAAUAGCCACCAAACUGAAAAUGUUAUUUCAAAUGUUGAUUCUGUUACUUCCUUUGAUAACAAGAAGGAAGCUCAUCUAAAGCAUUUUGCUCUUAUCAACUGAUUCCCUCUUCUUUUAACCUAGUAUUGAAACAUUUCUUACUGAAUGGUUCAUGUAGGCUGGCUGAACAACACACAUUACUUGCUUCCUAAAGAGUCUCUCAACUAAUUCUUUUGUCUCACUAGCUGCUGCAGAUUAUCAAAUUUCAAAGGAACCGUGUAUCCUAACAGAUUUAAACAUUCUUUGUGAAAUGAGUUUAAUCCAAGACAUUGGUGAACUUUUGGAGUUUGGAGUUUGGGGAGAACAGCUAAAAGAGGAUUUGGGUCAUAGUGCAGGGAACAGAAAUCACACAUUAAGAGAUUUUACUAUGAAGGGGAAUCUUAGAAGAGGGAGUAAAGAGAUAGAGGGUUAUGUGAAACAAAGCCUUUUGAAGCUUUCAUGCUGACAUCCAUUUUCCGUGGGGAACAGAGAAGACUGAAGCCAUGACCCAAAUGGGAGAUGAAACUGGGCAGUUUUACCCAAUGCCUGGGCAAGCAAUAUCUGGGAAUAUCAUAAAGUGCUGGUCAGCCAUAGGAACUUUCAUUGUUGGUUAAUAAUACCACAAGCAUCUAUUAUCUAAGCACCUGAUCAAGAAGUAUACACAUGGUUCAAGCACUCAGUUUUGUUCAUUUAUUAUUGAUUUUAAAAAAACAGAAGUUUGGUAUGUGAUUUGGAGGAGUAGCUUUCUGGCUCCUAAGCCAGGCGUCAACAGAGGGUCUCAGGGCCACAAAGUAUGAAAGCAUGCCCUUGUUCCUCACCAUCAUUGUACCCAGACACGGGUGAAUACAUACAAACUGCCUGUGCCCCCAAUCCCUCCCCAGACAAGAUGCUGAAUUGUAGGAUACUUGACACAUUAAAUCAAAUCAGAAGAGGUGACCGAAUAAAAAAGGGAAUGACAUUUAGGGUAUAAAGAUUUCAUAAGAAAUGUAAUAUGUAAAUUAUAUCUUGCUUUAUGAUGUAAAAUAUACAUUGUCUGCGCUAGAAUAGAAAUGAUUCCUUUUCAAUAAAAAGAAAGAAGGAUGCUA
Molecule: messenger RNA, 4964 nt
Organism: Equus quagga
Lineage: Eukaryota; Metazoa; Chordata; Mammalia; Perissodactyla; Equidae
Gene: PRRX1
Product: paired related homeobox 1
Exons: 4
Coding region: 1045-1782 (245 amino acids)
Biological process (GO): regulation of DNA-templated transcription
Molecular function (GO): DNA-binding transcription factor activity, RNA polymerase II-specific; DNA binding
Source: RefSeq, a predicted model, not a curated record